Molecule: messenger RNA, 3681 nt
Organism: Eruca vesicaria subsp. sativa (arugula)
Lineage: Eukaryota; Viridiplantae; Streptophyta; Magnoliopsida; Brassicales; Brassicaceae
Source: the annotation of a GenBank genome assembly
AUGACUCUCAUUAACCUAAUACACGUGAAAAGAAGCUCUUCUGUGAAUUGUUGUGGCAAUGACACAGAUGCACCUGCUUCCAUAGGGACAGAAGCAGAGGAAGCAGACGGUGAUGAUGACAAGGCUGGUGGUAACCAUAAUUCAGAUGUUACUCAAAGAGAGGUUCUGGAUCAGUUUUACUCAUCAGAGGAAGGAGAAUCUGGUCUGUUCAAGCUUACACAAGUGCCAGUAGACGCAUCUGAGGGUGGGACCAACGCUUUUACAAAAAAUGACAUUGAAGAUGAUGAUAAUUCUCAACAUGUUUUUAGUGUGGAGACUGAAUCUGAGAUAUCUUUAACUGGUUUAGUGGAAGACCACUUCUCUUCCACAGCCGAUCAAGAGACAGAGAAGGAUCUUAUUCAAAAUCAGCAUAUUGGCACAUUUGACAACUUUAAAGAUAUAUCUCUGGAAGUUGAUGCACUACAUGACAGUACAGUCCCAAAAGAAGAUGGAUAUUCUAUGAGUACCGAACAGUCUGGACAAAUUUCAAGUUUUGAAAUCAGUUCAGAUGUUGGACCUCUGAUUUUAGAUACUCCAAGAGAUGUUCAUACAGAAAACAUGAACCCCUCGGCCUCAUCUUGGCAUGAAGACGCAUUAGCCAACUCUGAUCUAGCUGAGAUAUCAUCAGAUUCUGGACAAGAGGAUCCACCAACCUUGUCUGUUAUUGAAGAUAGGAGAAAUGAGCUUGAGGUACAAAUUCCUGAUACUCAAAGAGAUAGUACUGUUUUCCCAGGUGAUAACCAGACUAGAAGUGAGACCGUACCAGAAGUGUACGUGGAAACUAUUGGUGAUCCAGAAGAGUGUCUUUUAGGUACUCAAGAAUGUUUUUCACCUGAGUAUUACAUACAGACACAGGGCCAAGGGCAAGAAAGUCCACCUGAAACAGAGUCAGAAAAUUUAACGGCAGCAGCUGAAUCUCUUCCUCCACAUGAUGUUCCUAUUGGUGUCCAGUGUUCACCUUCAGAGCAAAAAGAAGCUCUUAAUGCACCAGACCAAGGAACUAUCACAUCAUUAAAUGCUGAUAUCUGUAAGUCUAUUCUUUCCAUGGAACCCACUGAUGAAGAAAAUUGCUUGGAUGUGCCCAUGGCUCCCUUCUCCACGUCCCUCCAUGUAACACCUCAAGAAGAUCUUGAACUAACGCCUCCACUUCCACCUCUCCCUCCAACACAAUGGUGGAUGGGGAAGAUAGUUCAAACUGUUAAAACAACAGAAACUCAGUUCUCUCCAUUGCCAUCAGUUGCUUACAACGGCAACAACAGUUUCAACAUUCAUAGGGAUGAAAACACACAUAAUGGACUAGUUCAAGCGACCGAGGCACAAGAACUGUCAGAAGCCACAGUUACAGCAGGUGAAACCCACAAUACUCAUGUUCAUACACAAACGACUCUGGAUGACCCAUCUAAUGUAACUAAGGAGGAACAGUCUCCUUCAGAAUCAGUUGCUUGGGUGUCACUACUCACACCUGAAGCCACAUCAGAGGCAGAAUCAACAGAAGGUUUAGAAGCACUUGAGUGGUUUAGUCAGAACUUCAAAGAGCAAACCGAUACUAACCUUGCAAGGCUAGAAGAGGAACCUCAACUUGAUAAUCCAAUAGAACCACAAGGGGAAACAGAACGAGACAAUGACUCAUAUGAACAGAAUGAGAAAGUUGAAAAGCUUACAAGAGACAAUGGGUCGCUUGUCAUUGGAAUUGAUCAAAGCAUGUUGAGGAAGGUAUCUGAAAGAAACAGGACACAGCUUGGAGCUCGAGUGGAAGAUAAUGAUUCACUACUGGAGAUCAUACGGAGCAAGUCUUUCAACUUGAGACCAGCAGAUGCCUCGGUGAGACACAACUUUCAAGUAGCUGUUCCUACGACCAACUUGAAGGUCGCUGCAAUUCUAGAGAAAGCCAAUAGUCUUCGCCAUGCAAUGGCGGGAAGCGACGACGACCAUGAUUCAGAUAGCUGGAAAAAAAUUCUCCUAUUUAUAUCCAUCUAUUCUUUUGUAAAACUUAAUAUCAAAUUCAACUCAUCUGAAAUGGAGAGUCAAAAACAAGACAAUGAACAUAUUUUCCGCAGUCUAUAUCCAUCUGUGCCCAUUCCUGACAAUCUUACCCUGCCUGAGUUUGUGCUCCAAGGAGUAGAAGAAUUCACAGAGAAUGUGGCGUUCGUGGAAGCUGUAACCGGCAAAGCAGUCACGUACGGUGAUGUAGUGAGGGACACAAAGAGGCUAGCCAAAGCGUUGACCUCACUUGGACUAAGGAAAGGUCAAGUAAUGGUCGUGGUUCUACCAAACGUCGCGGAGUAUGGGAUUAUUGCCCUUGGCAUUAUGUCAGCCGGUGGAGUUUUCUCCGGCGCCAAUCCGACAGCUCUUGUCUCGGAAAUCAAGAAGCAAGUUGAAGCUUCUGGUGCUAGAGGAAUCAUCACUGAUUCUACUAACUUUGAAAAGGUGAAGACUUUGGGUUUACCGGUAAUAGUGCUAGGUGAAGAGAAGAUCGAAGGAGCAGCGAACUUUAAAGAUCUUCUAGAAGCAGGAGACAGAUCCGGAGACAACCACAAAGAAGAGAUUCUUCAGACCGAUCUAUGUGCACUUCCUUUCUCUUCAGGCACAACAGGGUUACAAAAAGGAGUGAUGCUCACACAUCGCAACCUCAUAGCAAAUCUUUGCUCUACUCUCUUCAGCAUCAGGCCUGAAAUGAUCGGUCAGAUCGUGACUCUUGGUUUAAUUCCGUUCUUUCACAUUUACGGUAUCGUCGGAAUAUGUUGUGCCACGAUGAAGAAUAAAGGCAAAGUUGUUGCUAUGAGUCGUUACGAUCUAAGGCUUUUCUUGAAUGCUUUGAUUGCUCAUGAGGUCUCGUUUGCGCCUAUUGUUCCACCUAUUAUAUUGAAUCUUGUCAAGAAUCCGAUCGUUGAUGAGUUUGAUCUUUCUAAGCUUAAGCUCCGUUCGGUUAUGACUGCUGCUGCUCCUUUAGCUCCUGAGCUCCUCACUGCCUUUGAAGCCAAGUUUCCUAAUGUUCAAGCUUAUGGAUUAACGGAGCAUAGUUGCAUUACGUUAACUCAUGGAGAUCCUGACAAAGGACAAGGAAUUGCCAAACGAAACUCUGUCGGUUUUAUACUUCCGAAUCUCGAGGUGAAGUUCAUAGAUCCUGACACGGGCAGGUCGCUCCCUAAGAACACUUCUGGUGAGCUUUGUGUGAGGAGCCAAUGUGUGAUGCAAGGUUACUUCAUGAACAAGGAAGAGACGGAGAAGACGAUUGAUGAAGAAGGUUGGCUUCACACAGGAGAUAUAGGUUACAUUGAUGAUGAUGGAGAUAUCUUCAUAGUUGAUCGCAUUAAAGAACUUAUCAAAUACAAGGGUUUUCAGGUGGCUCCGGCGGAGCUUGAAGCCAUUCUACUCACUCAUCCAUCCGUUGAAGACGUAGCUGUCGUGCCGUUACCGGACGAGGAAGCCGGAGAGAUUCCAGUGGCUUGUGUUGUGAUGAAUCCUAAAGCCAGAGAGAAAGAAGAAGACAUCCUUAACUUUGUUGCAGCAAAUGUGGCUCACUACAAGAAGAUCAGAGCCGUCCAUUUUGUGGAUUCAAUUCCCAAAUCUCUCUCUGGUAAAAUCAUGAGGAGGCUUCUCAGAGACAAGAUCCUCAGCAUCAAGAAAACGUUAUUGAUCUAA